Messenger RNA from Candidozyma auris, 1137 nucleotides. Its product is annotated as asparaginase. The coding region runs from base 1 to 1137 and encodes 378 amino acids. Gene Ontology annotation, molecular function: asparaginase activity. The transcript has a single exon. Lineage: Eukaryota; Fungi; Ascomycota; Pichiomycetes; Serinales; Metschnikowiaceae. The record is from RefSeq and is a predicted model, not a curated record.
AUGACCCUUCUGUCCUCGGGGCCCGAACUCUUUGACAUCCAAGAGGAUACAAGGGAUAUCGAGCAUCCCGUUUUUCACGUCAAGUACAGACUGAACUCCACUGGUACUCUCGAGUCCUUGCAAGAUGUACCUGACAAAUUGCCUGUAAUCAAGAUCCUAGGAACUGGAGGCACAAUCGCCAGCAAAGGAUCAACUGCUUUUCAAACCGCCGGCUACCAUGUCGACUUGACAAUCGAGCAUCUUAUCUCAACAAUCCCAGACCUUUCGCUGACUUGUGAAUUGCACUUCGAACAAGUCUUCAAUCUUGACUCGAAGGAAAUCACCACGAAGGAGCUUCUAGAGCUCAAAGCCAAAACCCAAGAGGCUUUGGAUAACCAUGAUGGUGUAGUCAUCACACACGGUACCGAUACGUGUGAGGAGACAGCUUUUUUUUUGGAAGCUACCUUAGACUUUAAAGAUAAACCAGUUGUAAUCUGUGGAUCGAUGAGACCUUCGACUUCAGUCUCUGCUGACGGCCCUUCAAAUUUGUACCAAGCUUGUGUUGUUGCAGCUGAUAAGCAGAGCUGUGGCCGAGGAGUCUUGAUUACAUUGAAUGACAAGAUUGGUUCCGGCUACUACAUUACAAAGAGUGAUGCAAAUUCUUUGGACUCAUUUAAGUCCUUGGGUCACGGAUAUUUGGGUAACUUCGUGAACAAUGAGGUUCACUACUACUUUCCACCGGUCCAUCCAACGGGAAGAAUGUCCUUCAAGACCUCUCUAUUCGAUAAUACUUUACCAGAAGUUAUCAUUUUGUAUGCUCACCAAAGUUUUAACAACGACUUGAUCAAGCUAGCAGUGGAGCAAAUAAAGGUUGCUGGCAUUGUGAUGGCAACAAUGGGAGCUGGUUCCCUCUCGGACAAUACCAAUGAGUAUUUAGGAAAUUUGUCUGCUAAAUAUGGCCUUCCUAUUAUUUACUCGAAGAGAUCCAUGGAUGGCAUGGUCCCUCGUGGAUCUAUGCCCAAAAAAAAUAAUACUCACCUAAUCGCUGGUGGCUAUCUCAAUCCACAGAAGAGCAGGAUUUUACUUCAGUUGUGUUUGAAUGCUGGGAUGGACAUCAAACGCAUACGGAAAGCGUUCAGAGGUGUCUACGGUGGCUAA